Messenger RNA from Gavialis gangeticus (Gharial), 1308 nucleotides. RefSeq names its product zinc finger MYND-type containing 12 (gene ZMYND12). Lineage: Eukaryota; Metazoa; Chordata; Crocodylia; Gavialidae. Gene Ontology annotation, molecular function: protein binding. The annotation marks the transcript as partial. The record is from RefSeq and is a predicted model, not a curated record. The transcript has 8 exons.
CUGGUGCCGCUGGCGCUGCCCCGCGGGCGGGGGCGGCACUGCGAGCUGUGCGGGGCCGCGGCCCAGCUGCGCUGCGAAGCCUGCGGCGUCACCUACUACUGUGAUGCAGAUCAUCAAAAAGCUGACUGGGAUAGCAUCCAUGAGAAAAUAUGCCAGUUGCUGACUCCAGUUCGUACGUCAUUACCAUUUUUCAGUUCUGAAAAAGAAAGGAAGCAUGGCAUGGAACAGCUGCUGCACAGGCAGAAGUACAUAGCUGACCUUACUUAUGAAGUGGCCCAGAAGUUUCUAUAUGAAGGAAAACACGAAGAAGCAAUUCCUGCAGCUUUACAUUCACUGCGUUUCAGCAUUAGGAUUUAUGGCUCAAAUUCUGUGAAAUUAGUGCCUGCUUAUCUCAUCUUAGCUGAAGCUAGCACUGGUCUUGGUCAUCUUAUGCAAGCAGAUGAAUACCUCUCUCAGGCUCAGUGGAUUGUUCUCAAGACUCCCGACUGCACUAAUGCCAUUCAGUCUAAACUGCAUCGUAACCUGGGUCUUGUCUAUGCUGCUAAAGGAGACUUUGAGCAAUCUUUAUAUCACCUAGCUAAUGAUAUUUAUUUUGCCAGUUGUGCCUUUGGAACUCAUGAUACCAAUACCUCUGGAGGGUAUUUCCACAUGGCUAAUGUUUUCUUUCGCCAGAACAAAAUGGACAUUGCAGACUCACUGUACUCUGAGGCAACUGAUAUCUGGCAUGCCCAUUUCAGUAGGUUGAUUCAAAUCCAGUCGCAAACUCUCAAGUCUGCAACAGAAAUUGAUAUAUUAGCUGGAGAUGCGGAAGCCAGUGAAGAACCUCUAACAGGUGAGGCCCAGCAAGCUGAAGCCCGUCAAAUACUGAAUGCAAUAUUAGAUAUCAGAGAACAGGCCCCAAAACAGAAGCCUGAUAAGAUGGCCAUCAUUUUGCAUGCUCUUGCAAUGCUUCAUUACUUCACCAUGGACUUACCAAAGGCUUAUGAACUUGGGGUGAAAGCCUCUCUAAUGACCCAACAACUGCAAAAACAAGACUUAUUGGAAGAUAUUCAUUGUUUAUUAAAGUUGAUUAAAUCCAAAAACUUUUCAAUGUAAAACAAAGUGCAGUUUGUUCAUCUAGAUCCUACAGGUCUUCAGCUAGGUUAUCUGUUCCAGUAAGUUUCUGUAACCAUGAUGACAGUGCGUUAUUAGCUCAUUGCUACUUUCCUGUUAUUGUUUGGCAUCUCUUUCUGGAAAUGUUCCCUUUCAUCUCAGUUUUUUGGGUGUUUUUUGUUUUGUUUUUUUUAAUUAAAAUUCUACUUCAUGCCA